Molecule: messenger RNA, 1822 nt
Organism: Aricia agestis (brown argus)
Lineage: Eukaryota; Metazoa; Arthropoda; Insecta; Lepidoptera; Lycaenidae
Product: inactive ubiquitin carboxyl-terminal hydrolase MINDY-4B
Exons: 11
Coding region: 1-1236 (411 amino acids)
Biological process (GO): protein K48-linked deubiquitination
Molecular function (GO): K48-linked deubiquitinase activity; cysteine-type deubiquitinase activity
Source: RefSeq, a predicted model, not a curated record
AUGAUAAGAAAAAGUGUGCUGGGGACAUCACAAGAAGAAAUAUAUGAGAGGGUCCUCUACGCGAGGAACCGCCAGCCCGGAUCAAGGCCUGCUGUUGUAGGCGGGAAGCCGAUCACAGAAGAAGCUGCUAUAGAGUUACGCGUAACCGCCUUCGGUACCGCUGCCUGUCCUCCGCGCGGGGAAUGGAUCCACACUCCUCUCAUCAUGAGGCCGUGCGACCAGCUCGGGUACGGGCUCGCUGCUCCUCGGAACGGCACCAGAUCCCUGCUGUCAGCCCUCCAGGCGCAUAUCAUCAAGUGGCUGCUGUUCGACUCCCGCCCUAUGACGAAGGACAACAAGAGUAUUGUGCCACCGGACAGCUACCUCCGCCCCACCGAGGAGCGUCAGGAGGAGGCUCUGUGGCGCGCGUGCAGUGAGGUGAUAUGGCGCUGUGGAUCCAGCAACCAGCCGGAACCCAGGGCGGUGGUGGCGCUGCCGGCCACACAGAUAUACGUGCUGCACAGCUCGCAGUACUACCAGGAUGGGAUCACUGAGAUGCUGCACAUUUUUGACUUCAAGAGCUUGGAGGAUCUUCAGAUAUUUAUCAAACGAUAUCUGUAUUUGUUUCAGUCUGAAGAAGGUUCUGGUGCUCUACUUCUUCUCUACGCUUGUAUUCUUUCUAGAGGUUGUGAGAACAUAAUCAAAGACCUGGACGGUAAACUGACGUAUCUGCUGUCGACGGCGGCGGAGGGCUCCCUCAACGUGACUACGCUACUACUGACCGGCCGCGCCACGCCGUAUCUACAUAACGGCGUGCAAUAUGUUGGCGAUGAGGACCAUUAUGCGAUGCCACAAUUCGGGGUUCUUGGACGCAGUGCCGUAGGGCUACUCGUCUGGUAUGGAAAUGAUGACAGUCAUACUCCCAACUUCUCCAACCAAUACCCUGGAUCCAGGUUGAAGACACCAGCUCUGCCGAUUUGGGUGACCGGCUGCUCCGGACACUAUGGUGUGCUGUUCAACACUAACAGGGAGUUGCUCAGAAAUUAUCAUGCUGAAAGGAGGUUCGACAUCCACUACUAUACUUGCGGUGGCUGCCAUGUGCUGCUGAAUGUGGACACGCGCGCCCAGGAGGACCAGGGUCCACUACGGAACGAUGACAUCAGCGCAACACCGCUCGAGAAGCUCAUACUUACCAAGUGGCAAGACGCCAAGAUCACUUGGUCUGGUUCCGCGCCCUUCGCUGGAGACUCGCCCUAAACUUCAGCUUAUGGCCCCUCUACACGAACAGACAUGAUGGACAAUUUGACACCAAGAUUGUGCAGCUAGCUUAAGCUCCCUAUACGUCGAACUAUGACGGGAAAUUAUAGAUUGGCACCAAGAAUGUACAGCUGCUGCAAUACGAACUAUCGAUGCGAAUUUUGGGAAUCUUUAGCUUCUUAAAUUUAGGCCAUGAUGAAUUAUGCCUUGGUGAGGUUGCCUAUAGCUGCAUUCUAUAGAUAAAUAUUAUGCACUUUGCUAUAAUAGAUAUAAACACAGUUAACGUUGAUUCCGAACAAAUAAUAUUAUGCCCUUUUACAUGUUUCACGUAACCGCCUGUACUAGUCCAUUAUUAUUAUAGUCUUAGUUUCAAAGCAGAAAAGCUGCAAUAGAUGUUUUUUCUAACUAUACUACAGAUAUAUUUUGCCUGUAAUUGUCCAUCGUGGCAAUCGUGUAGAGGCAGUUUUUUACUUUUCCCGCUUUUAUGACACCUGAAGUCUUAUUUAUCAAAUUAAACCUUCACAAAGAAAUAGAAACAACUAGGAAAUUCAUAACGUAUAUUGUGCUCAACCCCCUAAUCACUAAA